CCGCUAAUCCCCACGUGCCCCCUCCCCGCCCCGUCCCGCCGCGCUGCGGGAGCCGCGGGGCUCUCCGCGCCGUUUCUGUGUGCCUGCCCCACGAGCAGGGCGGCCCGAGGCCAUGGAGCGCGCGUUCACGCCGCUGGACUGCCUCCUGCCCGCCGGAAACCUGAAGUUUUGCCUUCUGAUUCUGAACCAGCCUUUCAACAAAGGUCAUUUUCAUUGUCUGUGGAGCAAAGCUGCACUGAGAGCUUGUGCUGAUGGAGGUGCCAAUCGUCUCUAUCACAUCACAGAGGGAAGCCGGGACAGCUUCUUGCCUGAUUACAUCAGUGGUGAUUUUGAUUCCAUUCAGCCUGAAGUCAAGAAGUACUACAAGGUCAAGGGAUGUGAGUUAAUUGAGACCAUGGAUCAGGACCUCACAGAUUUCACCAAGUGCCUGCAGAUACUCCAGAAGAAGAUAGAGAAGAACAGCCUCCAGAUCGAUGUGAUUGUGACUUUGGGCGGACUUGGUGGACGCUUUGACCAAACAAUGGCAUCAGUGGAAACACUUUUUCAUGCAACAAAUAUCACUCCUUUUCCAGUGAUAGUUAUCCAGGAGUGCUCACUGAUUUACCUGCUUCAACCUGGCAAGCACAAGUUGCAUGUGGACACGGGACUGGAAGGCGCCUGGUGUGGCCUCAUCCCCAUUGGGAAUUCCUGCGAGAGCGUGACCACGACAGGCCUCAGGUGGAACCUCACUAACCAGGUGCUGAAGUUUGGAACGCUGGUCAGUACUUCCAACACGUAUGAUGACUCGGGGAUUGUGACCAUUGAGACGGACAAGCCUUUGCUAUGGACAAUGGCUAUCAAAAGAUAAGAUCAGGUGCUGGUGAAGAUUUCUCAAGAAGAGCAGUAAUUGAACUUUUCUACUUAUGAAGCAAGUUUGUGUACUGAAGAAGCUUCAGUUUUGCUGUAAUACCAAUAUCAGAUCUCCCGGUAUAAAGUGCUUUUAAAGUCUGUAAUGGAAGUAGCACUGUAACUAACUUCUGCAAACACCAAAUGCUUACAAUAAGCUUUCUGGAAUGAAAUAUAAAUUGCUUAAUCUCAAUCUGAGGAGGAAGAGCAUUGCAUCUACCAGAGUUUUUACAGGCUUAGUUUUUAAAAUCAAAAUAUUCAGUCAUUUACUAACGGAAACUUCCAGGUCAACAAAAACAGAGCCCUUUAUAAUUCUGUGUGCAGUUGUCUUAGAGAACCACUAUCCAAAAUGGGUGUAUAUCCUAUCCAACAGUGUAAGCAAGUUGUUGAUUCGCUGAAGGACUUCUUAGUAUCUCUGACAACUAUAUUAACCUCAAACUGUAUAUCUUAGUAAUCAGCUAAGUUUGGCUUUCUUAAUUAUGCCAUCAGAGUAAGGACUGGCAAUGCAAGUUCUUUAUUUGAUGGAGGUUUUUUUCCAGUCAAGUACAUAGUAUAACGUAACAGGACUUCCAAAUGCAGAAAGGAAUUACAGGUAAUGAUGGUGAUUCCAGAAAUUAGUGACAAGAAUUCCAGUUGAUAGAUUUUUCAAUCACCACUCGAGAGGAUACAGUAAUGCUGUUUCCUUGCUGUCUACUUUAGCUGGAACAAUGCCGUUUACUAAGCAGUAAAUUAAGCAUUGGAAUAGCUUCUGAAGAGAGGCUGUACAGUUGUCACCCUUGGAAGUUUUCAAUACCUGACUGGACAAAGCCUUAAGCAACCAUGUCAGAAUGCAACACUGACCCAACUUUGAGCAGGAGGUUGGACUAGAGACCUCCCAAGGUUCCUUCCUACCUGAAUGACUCUGUUAUGGUUUAAAGAAGUAACAAAACAAACAAAACAAAUAAAACACUCUACUACUACUAAAAAAAAAGCCUGUAAUGUAGACAGGUAUGAUCACAUACACUUUAAAAGAGGAAUAAGAUGACAAGAAUGUUUGAAAACCCAAACUGAGCUCGUUUAAUAGCAAACAAGUUAAAGCUGUGAAAUCUUUGCAGCAAGUGUCACAACACCUUGUUCUUCAUGAUGAAUAUUCAGCCGCCUCUGUUGAGAGAACAAAGUAAUCAGUUUCAACGAAUCAAGUGUGAUCAAGCAAUCCCAUCUGAAGUCUAAUUUAUCCUCCCACCAUUGCCUUGUUAGGACAAACAUUACUACCGUUACAGCUUAUCUACUAUUUUCAAACAUUUCUCCUUGCCUAGACCACAACUCUUACAGGUAUAAGCAAGCCACAUGUCACAGUCACAGAAUAGUAUUUAACUUGUUCCAGUGCUAGAAAAGGGAUUACAUCAGCUCUGGAGAAUCUCAGGAGUUUUAAUUGGUAGUGUUAAUAUGUCAGUUCCACCACUGCCAGUCAACUUAAGGGUCAACUUUUUCAUGCUGCAACGUUCAUUCUAAAAGGUAUUUUACAGAAUGCAGUUACAAGUAAAACAAAGUUUCAAACAUAUCUAGCACUCAGUAAAUGAAACAAGACCAACUUUGGUCUGUGCCCUGUCACCUUCCAGCACAAUCACUCAGUUUUCUCUACCUUACCAUCCAUGCAUUUACUUUGGAUACCCAAAUUAUAAACUGGAAAUAGUAAGAGUAUGUAAGAUCCAAAUAAAGUAAAUGUUCUAUGAUCAAACACACACUGUGGAACUGGAACACAAAACAUUUAAUGUUCAGUUUUGAAGCAGAAUACUUGAAAAAAACCUGAAGAACUAUGGAUCUAGUAUUUUGCAGCAUGCUAAAUUAACAACUGCUUCCUGAUCAAGUCCUUUGAAUCAAGUAAUACCUGUCAUAUUACACUACCAUGUGAAAUGCAGAGAUCCUAAAGCAACAUGGAUCCUGUAGGGCUCACUAACAUCCUCUGUUUAAAACUGAACAGGUAAAAACGAAUGUCAAAUUUAGUGAAAUUAAAGGUCAUAUUUACUUACACAAUGAUAUUGUUGAUUGGGAUAUGGAUCAAUUUGACAAAGAAACCAAUAAAUCCCAUUAUCGCAAAGCCUA
This is a messenger RNA of Aquila chrysaetos chrysaetos, 2967 nucleotides long. RefSeq names its product thiamin pyrophosphokinase 1 (gene TPK1). Gene Ontology annotation, biological process: thiamine diphosphate biosynthetic process; thiamine metabolic process. The transcript is spliced from 9 exons. The record is from RefSeq and is a predicted model, not a curated record. Lineage: Eukaryota; Metazoa; Chordata; Aves; Accipitriformes; Accipitridae. The coding region runs from base 113 to 847 and encodes 244 amino acids. Gene Ontology annotation, molecular function: ATP binding; thiamine binding; thiamine diphosphokinase activity.